AUGAAUCGUCUUCCAAGUGGGCAGCCAUCUCCCUCACCUUUCAACGCCCAUCGGCGCCCCAUGGGCUUCGGUCUUGCUCACUCGGUCAAUGAUAAUGUCCUUACCCUUUGUUCUCCUAUUGUGGGAUUGUGUGACGAGGAGUUGCGUUUAGUCCAACGUUGGACAGGCAGCCAGGUGGCUGAGAUUCUGCGUCAGCAGGGCGCAACCGGAGGGGCGCUGCUGGUGACCGAUUUGCGUCGCAGUCAGACCAUUUUCGAACUCGAGCCCGGUCUCGCCGACUACAUCAACGAGCGCAUGCGUCGCGAGGGCUCAAACCUCUCCGGGGUGACCACGCAGUUCUUCUCCUGGGUCGCUAUUGAGCCGAUGCAACUGUCAGAGCUUCUACCUGGUGAAAGCGACGCCUCCGUGUCUCAGCGCAAUCGCGCCAUUGCCAUGGAGACCGACGAUAGUGGCUCGGUCACCACGCUUCACCAGGCUCCUUCGUCCGUUGCCACGCACACUGCUGGUGGCGGCAGGAGUGAAGACGAUGUGAGCUUUCUCUGCGAUGCUAAUGACCGAAUACACUUUGGGUUGCAGGUGAUCGUCGACGUCGUGGGGGACAGUUCGGUGAGCUCGAACGGGGCGCCGAGGGCGAAGGCGGCCAAAAGCGACGCGCCGCCGCCGCCGCCCGCGACCUCUGACGCCGAGAUGAAACAAACGGGGAAGGAUAGCAAACAGGGCGAUCUCCCUGCGAGCAAAGAACCCCGCAACACCUCCGGUGAGAAUAGCGAAUCGCCCAGUGUCUUCCGCAAUGGCGGCGCCCCCACUUGCGUGACGGCCAACUCGUCUUCCUCGCCAUUGGACCUCCUCUCCGAGAUGCGACUUCGAAGGGCUGGUGGGGGUACUUCGAGCGCCGGUGGACUGGCGUGUGCAGGUCCCUUUCCCUGUGCCGGCUCCACCUCAGUUCCCGGCACUCCUGGCUCAUCGAUCGGGGCCGGGGGCGACUCGGCGCCGUGCACGCCCCUCGCGCAUCUCUCCCUUUCUCCGGCAAGUUUGGAGAUGCAUCCGUCCCGCGCCAUAGACUGCCUCGACGUCCACUUUUCCCUGGAAGCGGGCGAGCUGCUUCCGCUUGCCAUUUGUGAUAGACUUAAACAUGGCCGCCACUUCACUUUCCUCAACGCGAACUCACCCGAACACGCCAUUACCCUCGUCCCUCCGGGUGUAACGGACGCUAUGGUUUCCCCGGACGUACCUUUCGUCUCUCGUGGCCCAUGGUUGCAGAUAUACCUGCCAAACGACUUCCUGGAACAACUGGAGCGCCAAUUCUCCAUCCUUCAGUAUCCCGAGGAGAUAGUCCUUCCGCUAGUUUUUAGGUGGCCAGAACGGCGUCUGCGGAUUUGUGUUCUAGACGCCAACAGCGCCCAACUUCCGCCCGUUAGUUUUCCCCCUCCAAUGGUGCCCCGACCCAUUCCCAGUUCUGCACCCGCAUUUACCCCUACUUCCUCUUUGCCGCCCGGUCUUUUCCCUCCGGGUUGUGUCCCCCCUCCUCCGGUGCUUGCAGCCUUCAUCAACUCCCAACAGGGCCGUGGUGGUGACCCUCUUGGCUCCACUUCGCCUCCGGGUUCUGGUGCUUCGAGUAGCCAAAGCCCGCCUUUCGUUCCUCCCUUCCCAGCCGCAAAGCCCUCUCCUGCUUCUGCAUCGCAUCUCUCCGCUCACUCCUCCUCCUCCUCCGCUCUCAUGGAAGCGAUGUUGGCCUCAUUUUUCAGUUUCUACGGUAACAAAAUGCCGUUCACCGGAGGCUUUCCUGCAUCCUUUCCUCUGCAGCCCCCUCCGCCACCCUCAUCGAACCCUUCAAGCAUGCGUCCGCCCUGGUGA
Mesocestoides corti is the source of this 1854-nucleotide messenger RNA. Lineage: Eukaryota; Metazoa; Platyhelminthes; Cestoda; Cyclophyllidea; Mesocestoididae. The record is from the annotation of a GenBank genome assembly.